Messenger RNA from Diospyros lotus (date-plum), 3131 nucleotides. RefSeq lists its product as uncharacterized. The record is from RefSeq and is a predicted model, not a curated record. NCBI's taxonomy places the organism in Eukaryota, Viridiplantae, Streptophyta, Magnoliopsida, Ericales, Ebenaceae. Bases 172 to 2544 code for a protein of 790 amino acids. Gene Ontology annotation, molecular function: protein binding. The transcript has 5 exons.
AACUCCCCUUUUGGCCUUUCCACUUUUCCCAACAGCUCUCUCUUUUCUCACUCAGAAAAAUUUUCCGGCAAAAGAGAAUAGAUUUUGCGUUCCAAGGAAAGAAUUUUCUUUGUCAAUCAAGAAAAGGGUCUACGGCAAACGAACCCGAGUCGGGGCGCCGAGGAGGCUUCAAUGUGGACUAGCGACAAGAAUUUUCCGGCGAGGGGGUUCUCCACGCCUCCUCCGCCGCCCGGAAAGUCGAGGCGGUGGUCACCAGGGUCUCCAAUGUGGCCAAUGUCGGAGAAGAAGAGGUCAUCGCCCCAGACCAAAGCCGAUCUCUUCCAUAUCAUCCACAAAGUUCCUGCCGGCGACUCACCCUACGUAAGAGCCAAGCAUGUUCAGCUGAUAGAUAAGGACCCCAACAAGGCGAUUUCCUUGUUCUGGGCAGCAAUAAAUUCUGGUGAUCGAGUUGAUAGCGCGCUGAAAGACAUGGCAGUUGUAAUGAAGCAACUGAACCGAUCUGAUGAGGCAAUUGAGGCAGUUAAAUCUUUUCGCCAUCUAUGCCCCCCCGAAUCUCAGGAAUCUCUCGAUAAUAUUCUUCUUGAACUCUACAAGAGAUCUGGAAGGACCAAAGAACAGAUUGAAAUGCUUGAAAUUAAGGUGAAGAACAUUGAAGAAGGGAUGGCUUUUGGCGGGAAGACUACAAAGUAUGGCAGAUCUCAAGGGAGGAAGAUUCAAAUCACAGUUGAACAAGAGUACUCAAGGUUGUUAGGGAAUUUGGCCUGGGCCUACAUGCAGCAGAAAAACUUUAAAUCUGCCGAAGAACUUUAUAGAAAGGCUCUAUCUCUAGAGCCAGAUAAGAACAAGCAGUGCAAUCUGGCAAUCUGCUUGAUGCAUAUGAACAAGCUCACAGAAGCCAAGUUUCUUCUUCAUACAAUACGAGCUUCCUCUGAAGGUGCACAGGUUGAUGAUUCAUAUGGUAAGUCAUUUGAGCGCGCCACCCAGAUUCUAGCUGAAUUAGAGUCUCGGUCAAUUUGCGAAGAAGAGAACGAUAAGGAGAUCCUAACACCUAUCUCAUCAUUUGUUCAUGCAAACUUGAAAGAAUUCUCUACUUCUGAGAAAGGAGAACAGAAUUAUGUUUCUGCCUCUAGAAGGUCAGUUUCCGGACGCGACAAGGAAGCAUUACGAAUGGAUGAACAGAAUAGAGAAUCCUGUUCUCGGGGGAAACAUGAGAAUUCUUGUUCUGACACAAGAAAUUCAAAUUAUCGAUUAUAUAGACAAGGCAACCGUACAGAGGUUUGUUCUUCCUCACGGGUUAAUUCGAGAAAAGGAACUGACAGAGAAAAACUAAGUGGGAGAAGAGCUGACCUUUGUAGGAAUAGGAAUGAUAAAUGGUUUAGUGCUGGUGGAAUGGAACAAGGUUCAUUCUGUAGGAUGCCAAAUGCAUCUCCGUUUUCAGCCACACAACUCCAGAAAGUUCCAUCCACACAGCCAAGAAGAUGUUCACCGUCUUCCAUUGGUGGAUUCAGGGGAGACGGUGGAGUUGGUUGUUGUAACCGUAAAUUAUCAUUCAAGCAACCUAUGGCUGAUGAAAGUCUGCGACUACCUGUCACCCAAAAUGGCCAUGGGAAACCGGCAGAUAAUCCUUCAUCAUUUGUGAAUAGAGACUGGAGAAAGAGACCAUGGGGAGACUAUGGAGAAUCAGAGGGAGUAUCUUCUCAACAGCCUAUUGCUAAAGUGGGAUCGGCAGAUUUAGUUAUAGGUGGUCCAGCAGCAGUUGAUGUCAAUUCAAGAGUUGGGGAAGCCUUCUCAGCUCGAGAUUGUGUUCAAGGUUUUCCCAAUAUCAGCACUGUAAACGGGGCGAUAAUCUCAGAAACUGACGAGCACAAGUGUUGUGCAAAGAAGAGCUUGCAAAAGCAUGAUAGCUGCUGUGAUCUCAUUGCAGAAAAUGUGGACCCAAUCGGGAAUCUGAAACAAUUCCAUGACAGUUCAACAUGUAGAAGCAAAAAGACUUGGGCAGAUAUGGUUGAAGAAGAUGAACAAGGGUCGUCAAGCGGAAGAACUAAUUGUCUGGAAAGGAAACAAGUUUAUCCCUCUCAGGAAUCUCCAUUUUCUUCCAAGACUGCAACUUGGGGCUGUGAUGGAUGGAGCAGUGGAGAAUACAAUGAUGAGAAUAAGAAUUCAAACGAGACUCAUCAGCUUCUCACUCCACUCAAUCAGAUAGAGAAUUUGAGCCAAAAGAUGGAAUCUUUUGAUCUGAAAGAUGGAUAUUACACCCAACCUGGAAAUCCUGCUUUCCCAACCAACAGAACAGUGAGGAGGCCUUUAUGCUUCGAUCAGCAACAGGAACCGGGAAGAAGUGGCGAUUAUGGUUCAUCGCCAUUGCCAAAAAAGACCUUGAACUUUGAAGGCCGUAACAACUCUUGGCUGGAGAAUGGAAGAGAAGAAACUUCUGGAAGCGGCGUAAAAUUAUUGAGGAGAAACAGGCUGCAGGUGUUCAGGGAUAUAACUCUUUCUUGUGAAAGCCCAAGGGGUGAAUCAGAAGAGAACAACCUUUCUUCUUAGUGCAUUGCUUUGUCCAUCACUUGCACUCUUUGUUUGCUGUGUUCAUGGUGUGUAGGUUUUGUAUAUACAGUACAUACAUAUACUCAUACUGUUGCUUUGUUUGCCCAUUUCUAUCUUUGUACUUUUUAUCUCCAAUUUUUCUCCUUCUCUUGUUCUUAACUUUCAGAUUUCUUCUUCGGUCCUCUAGCAAUGUUUACCUUCAAUUCCUAUGCUCCCUCUGUUAUCCAAAAUCCAAAUGCUCUCUAGGAAACCCAUUCCUUGUCAUUAAUGGAGCCUGGAGAGACUAGAUUAAUAUAGCAUUACAUUCUUUAAGAUAUAGAUUUGCUAAUUUUUGGAUAGUUUCAUGUCGUAAAAUUUAUAAAUUUUAAGUGGGGGACUAGCGAUCCUAUAUCACUCACCAUCAACAAGGCAUAAGAUUAGAGUUGACAGGCCACGGAAGAAGUCGAAAAACUCCAAAAAAGAUUCCUAAGUUCAGUGCUAUUGAGAGAAACACUACUAAGAAUGUGCCAAAACGGACAAAAAUCUGAGUUGCGAAAGGUGUAAAGUUGCAAAUUUAUAAAUCUGAGACCACAACCAAUAAAAUUUGG